AUGGAUAACGAGAAAAUUUUCUUUGUCAUCAAAAGUAAAACAGAUGAAUAUUGUUUUACUAAUGUGGCCUUUAUGCACCUCGAUGGUAAAAGUGCGAUCAGUAAAAAACGCAUGUUGUACCGCUACUUGUAUAAGCACAACCCAAUUAAAAAUGUACUUUUAGAAACCGCUGGUACCGUGGAUUUAGAUGCUGAAAUCAAGUUCCAAUUAGGUGAACAGCAUUUCUCUAUUGAUAUUGAUAAAAAACAAAUCGAGAAAAUUCGCGAUCUCUAUAAAGCAUUAUUUACCAUUGGUGAAACCUGCAAAGAGAUCAAUCGUAAACGUAAUGUGCUAUUACAAAGCACUGACAAUGUGCAGAAAAUGUUUAACUUACGAGAGCUCAGUGAACAGGCGAUUUUAAAUUUACCUGAAAUCAUCAAUCAGACUGCGCAACAAGUUGAAGAUUAUGCCAACCAGCUCAAAAAUUAA
Oppiella nova is the source of this 468-nucleotide messenger RNA. Lineage: Eukaryota; Metazoa; Arthropoda; Arachnida; Sarcoptiformes; Oppiidae. The record is from the annotation of a GenBank genome assembly.